Amphibalanus amphitrite is the source of this 7676-nucleotide messenger RNA. RefSeq names its product bromodomain-containing protein 4-like. Gene Ontology annotation, cellular component: CERF complex. The transcript is spliced from 11 exons. The record is from RefSeq and is a predicted model, not a curated record. Gene Ontology annotation, biological process: chromatin remodeling. NCBI's taxonomy places the organism in Eukaryota, Metazoa, Arthropoda, Thecostraca, Balanomorpha, Balanidae. The coding region runs from base 183 to 6719 and encodes 2178 amino acids. Gene Ontology annotation, molecular function: protein binding.
AAAUUGAUGGCGCUGAAGUUCCCGGAUGCAACCGAAUUCGGCAGUGUUGGUUCGUGUCCGUGUUUAUGGUGGCCUGCGCCGCAAUUUUUCGUGAUAAAUGUAAUAAGCGGGAUUUAUUCGGCUUCCUUUUUUAGCAAGUUAUACAUCAUGAACAUCAAAGAACUAGACCUCUACUGAAUCUCAUGGAAGAUCUCCAAACGUGGUGGGAGAUUCCGAGUAUUGCCCAUUUUUGUUCCUUGUUUCGGGCAGCUUUCAACCUCCUUGAUUUUGAUAUAGAGGACUUGGAGCAGGGCCUGUUGGCGGAGCGAGACGAGUCGCCGCUGCUGCAGCAGCUGCUGGUGCGCCUGCUGCAGGGAUGCCUCCCAGAGUAUGACGUCUCCGUGCACAACUGGCAGCACUACCUGAGGCGACUGCUCAAGUUCAAGUGCUUGGAGGACCCCACCAUCGCCAACCCGCUGGGUGAGACGGGCGACUUUUAUGACCUGUCGCUGCGCACACGCGUCACCGUCCUCCAACUGCUCUGCGACCUGCGUUUGGAGGCAGAGGACGUGAUCGACCUUCUCAAGAACCUUGAGGCGGACAGCCUGCGAGUCGAGCCUUUGGGUCACGACGACUGCGGUGCCACCUAUUGGUAUUUUUAUGGAACUCGCCUCUAUAAAGAGAGCGGCGGGGACGAGAGCGCCGGCCGGCCGGGCUGGCAGUGCGUCUGUGUGUCGGCCGAUGACUGGCGGGCGCUGGCCGACUCGUACAGCGGCUCCCGGUCGCCGCUCGAGCUCGAACUCUACCACACUCUGAAGGAGGACUUCCUGCCGGAGAUACCGCGGCUCUUCGCGCAGAAACAGAAACUGCAGAAGAAGCGCCAGCUGGAGAUGGGCCCGCGACGGCAGUCGUCUCGAGGAAGGACGGCCGACCCCGCCUCGCCCGAGUCUGCGCCGUCGCCCACGCCGCCGCCGGCCGCCCCCGCCCCCGCCCCGCCGGUCACGCUGGCCCAGAAGGCUGGCAAGGGCAUCCGUAAGGGCAAGGACUCACCGGCCGAGUCGCCCCGCAGGGAGAAAUCCGACGUCAAAAAGCCGCCCGCGUCGCCAUCCGUCUCCAAACGAGACAGGAAUGAGAUUAAAGAAUCUUCGGGGUCGGCGAAGAAGGAUAAAGAUUCAAAGAAAGCUGCAGCUAAACUCAAAGAAGAUGUUAAAAAGUCACCCGUCUCAGCAUCGCCCAAGCGAGAUAAGUCCUCCGCAAAGAAGGCAAAGAAAGAGGAUAUUGACGAUAGUAAUGUUGCGGUGGAUGUUAAAUCCUCGGCUGCUUCUAAGAAGCAAGAUAAAUCUGAGGCAAAGAAGCCAGUUGCACCGGAGAAGUCUGUGCCUAGCAAGAAGCAUGAUAAGUCUGCGAAACGAGACAAGAGCGACUCCAAGAAGCCUGUGGUACCAUCUCCGAAGCAGUCGAAGGGCGACUCCCGACGGCCGUCUCUGGUCAGCCAGGCGUCUCUGGACUCCUCCCUGUCAGACGCGGUGACUCCCACCGCCCCCGCUGCCGCCGCGGCGCGGCCGACAUCCGGGAGCAAACGGUCGCGGCCCGACCAGCCGGAGAAGCCCAAGAAGCGGCCCAAGGAGGAGAUGGUGGAGGUGGACUCCGAGGAGGAGAGGGAGGCAGAGCGGGUGCGGCGUGACAAGGAGAGAGCCGAGCUGGAGAUGGCAGAGCGGGAGAAGGAAGAGGCCUUCAUUCGUCGCGCGAUCGCCAUGAUCGAGGCCCGCGAGGUGGGCGCUGCCGGCGGGGACCGGCGCCGCGGCCGGGACUCGCGUCGACGCUCCACCAGCAGCGGCGGAGGGGGCAGCGCCGGCGGCGGACAGAAGACCACCUCGGACCGGCGCCGUCCGCGGCGGAAAGAGCCGCGGGCGCCGCCGCCCGCGCCCGCCCCGGCCCCGGAGCCGCCGCCGGCGCCCGCCAGACCGCCAGUGCCCACCAAAGCGUCGCGAAAGUACAUCAGUGACAGUCUGUCUGAGAGUGAGAGUGCGAAGGAGAACAAACUGGUGCGUCCGCCGCCGCCGCCGAUAUCCGACUCUGACGACUCGGACGCGCCGGCGCCGGUGAAAUCGGCGGCGCGGAAGGCGAGCCGGCCGCGCAAACAGCCGCAGAAGAAGAAGCCGGCCGGGUCCGACUCAGACGGGGAGGACGACCGGCGGCCGCCGCGCGACCCGCUGCGGGACGACUCGAACGCUGCGGCUGCGGGCGGCGAGCGGCGCUUCGUGGGCCGGCGCACCAACAACUCGCUGGGCUCGCUGACGGAGCCGCUGUCGGCGCUGCCGGAGCCGGAGUCGGAGGAGGCGCCGGCCAGCAGUGCUCCGCCGCCCACCCCCGCCACCGGGAAGAUACGGAGCUCGGCCAGCGUGCUCCACACGGACGAGGAGCUGCGCGUGGGCAUGUACAAGGCGCUGGAGGCGGUCAAGGCGCACGAGGAGGCCUGGCCGUUCCUGGACCCGGUCGAGGAGGAGUACGCGCCCAAUUACUACGCCGUCAUCCGCCGGCCGAUGGACCUCAACAAGCUGGAGAGCAGGCUCGACGCCGGCGUCUACCAGACGCGCGAGGCGUUCGAGGCCGACUUCAAGCUGAUUGUCGACAACUGCAAACUCUACAACGGCCUGGAGAACGAGUACACGGAGAUGGUGGUGAACAUUGAGCGCGAGUUCCGUAAGGCCGUCCACAAGUACCUGGAUAUUGAGGAGGAGGAUGGCGAGGAGAUACUUAUCGACGUCUCCCAGGUGCAGUCCAAGCAGAGGCGCAACUCGCGCUCGCCACGACCGGCCACCUUAGCCGUCGGCAAGAAACGGGGCCGGAAACCCAAGGCGGCGGCCGGAGACGGCGUCGGUAAGGGCCGCGGAAGGAAGAAGAAGCAGCAGAUGUUUAUUGAUUACAGUGAUGACGAGCUGCUGAGCUCUCCGCGGUCCAAGCCGCCGACAGCAGAGGAUACGGAGAGAUUGUUUGAUGAUCUGUUAAAGACCACCUCGUCGCCGCCGCGCGUCUCUACACCGCCGAGAGCGGCUGAGGAUCUGUCAAAGAAGAAGAAAAAGAGCAAGAGCCGCCCGCCGCCGCCGGCGCCCGAGCCUGAGCCGGAGCCGGCUGAACCGCCGCCAGAGAAGGUCAAAAAGCCGUCCAAGGCUACCAAACGCGGCAGCAGCGGCGGUGCGGCGGCCGCCAAGCGGGCGGCCGAGCGGCAGCAGUCCAAGCCGAUAGACAGCGACGUCUCUGACAUGGACGACGACUCGUUCCACGACGGCCUGGCCGAGAUGAGCUCUCGGCGGCGCGGCCGCACCGCCGCGCCCCCGUCCCCGGCAGCACCGGCGCCGCCCCCGUCACCCCCGCCGCCGCCGCCACCGCCGGCCGCCGCUGAGUCGGACGACGACGAUGAUGAUGAUGAUAGCGAGAGCGGUUCGCCCAAGAAAAUCAUCGCCCAGGGUCGCAUUUUCGCAUCCAAGAUGAGACGGAAGAAGGCUGCCGAGCGGCAAACUGCCCCCGUUAAACCGACGCCGCCCAAACCUCCCACGCCCAAGGCGGCGCCGCCGAAACCGUCGUCCCCGAAAGUGGCGCCGCCCCCGCCCAAGCCGGCCCGCCAGCCGUCGCCGGAGAAACAGCAGGCAAAGCGGGAGCGUAGUCGGCAUCGGUCCGAUUCCGAGGAGCCCGACCGGCCGGGGACCAAGAACAAGGACAAGGGUAGCAAGCGGUCGAGGUCGCAGAGCAAGGACAAGAAGGACAGUAAGCGGAAGAAGAGGAAAACGCACGGGAAGGAGAAGAGGAGUCACUCGCAGGCCAGCCCGGAGAAGGAUGAAGAUGAAUUAGUGGCUCCAGCCAGCCCCCGCCCGGCCACGCCUCCGUCACCGGCCCGCUCGCCGCCGCCGCGGAGCGCCGAGCCAGAGCUGGACGAUGACGAGUACGCCACGCUGCCCGAGCCACUGCCCGAGAGGCGCCGCUCCGAGUCUGGCUCCGACGCCGAGGACGAGCUGAAACCCAAGGAGAAACGCCGAGACCGCAUUCGACCGCAGGACAUCAUGCGACAGAAGAACGCAUCGAUGAAGGAGAGUUCUGACAGCAAACAGGCCAGCAAGCCGAAACCGCUCUUCAACAGUAGAUCCAUCUCUAAAGAGGAGAACGCGAAGCUAGGCGAGUUAAUAUCGCGGGUGCGUGAGUCGCGCGGUGGCGGUGCCACGCUGCUGUCCAACGGGCCGGGACUGACGAUGGGGAAAGUGCUGGGAGGGCUCUCGGACAGGGACAAGUCGGGAGAGGAGGUCUGGGAGGAGCUGGUCGGUAAGCGGCUGAAGGCGGAGCCGACUCUGCCGUCCCGGCGGCGCAGUGCCGAGGAUGACGAGCCGCUCCGGCUCAUCGCCGAGCCGGAGGAGGGCCAGGAGCUGCCCGUGCUGAAGAAAACGGCCACUCCCAACCUGCGCGCGUGGUUCACCGCGUUCCGCUCCAAGAAGGACGCCGAGCCCACACCGCCGCCGACUCCGGCCCCCAAGGUGAAGAAGCCGCCUCCGACACCGCAGCGGGAGGAGACCAAGACGGUGAAGCCGCCGGCGACUCCCUCGGCGGCGUCCUCUUCGCCGAAGGAGGCAACAAAGAAGACGGAGGCGACGAAGGACUCCGUCAAGGAGAAAUCCCCUCCGGCCUCGCUGGCGUCGCCGGGGGCGUCUGCCUCGGCGUCCGCCGCCCGCGAGGAGCCUCCAAAGUCAGACUCGCCGUCGACGAGCAGUUGGAAGGCGCGCGCGGGCUCCCCACAGCCGCCCGGCCCGCCGCCCGAUUUCCAGUAUGAUGACGAUGAGUUGGAGAAGGCUCGUCUCCAGGUGAAGGCCCGCGAGGCGCAGCGACUGGAGAGCGAGAAGCGCCGGCUGGAGUCUGCCAACUCGCAGUCCCCGGCGCACCCGGACGCCAAGUCGCCGUUCUAUCAGACCAGCUCAGAGAGUGAGAAGUCGCCCAUGACGCCCGGUUACGGCGGCAUCGUCUCGCCGGCGAUGGACUAUCAAAAAUCGCCGGCGUUCUCGCCCAAACAGCCGCCGACGGCUCCGUUCUCGGACGCGACCAAGUACAACGGCGGCGUGAAGCCCGGCUUCUACCAGGAUAUGACACAGAAGACGGCCAGUCCGGACAAGUCGCCGUAUCGCCGUCCGGGCUCCGUGGCCAGCACCCACUCCCCGGCGUCGGUGGCGGGCAGUCCCGCCUACCAGCCCAACAGCCCGCAGGUGGGUCCGGCCGCCGCCGCCGCCGCCUUCUCCGGGUACUACGGCGGGGCGCACAAGGAGCUGGGGGCCAGCGCGGCGGCCAAGUCGGCCGGCCAGCUCAUGUCGCCGCCGAGCCGGCCGGCGGGCCCGGGCCGCGUGGCGCCCACCCUGCCCAGUCCGGACCCGGCGGCGCUGCUGCACGGCCGAACGACCGCCGACGAUAAGCCCGGCUUCCCGUUCAAGAAGCGGGUGCAGGCCGACCUGGCGCUGGGCGGCGGUCAGGUGUACCAGCCGCAGUCUGCCGCCGCGCAGACACCCUACCAGCAAAACCAGCAGCCCACCCAGCAGCAGGCGCACAGCAAGUCGCAGCUGCCGACCGCCGCCGCCUACCAGCAGCUGCCCGGGAACCUGGGCAAUAUCUCCCAGCUGGUGACACGGUUACCGCAGCAGCAGCAGCAGCAGCACCAACAGCAGCAGCAGGAGGCUCGGGAGAAGCAGGAGGCGGUAGCGGCAGCUGCCGCCGCGGCGCAGAAAGAAGCAGCUGCGGCGGCUGAGGCGGCGGCCGCCCGGCAGCUACUGCAGCGGCAAAAGGGCCAGCAGCUGGAGGCGCAGGUGCGGCUGAUCCAGGAGCAGAAGCAGAAGCAGCAGAAGCAGAUGGCCGGCGAGCGGCAGCAGGCCGAGAAGCAGCAGCAGCAGGCCAGCAAGGCUGUCGAGCAGCUGCAGCAGCAGCAGCAGCAGGCCGUCUCUACCGCCGGCAUGUCGCCCAACAGCUGGAGCGCCAACUCCGUCUCCUACUUCAAACAGAUGGCCAGUCCGCACAUGCAGCUUUACCACCAGCAGCAGACGAUGAAGGCGUUCCAGCAGCACCAGCAGCAGCAGCAACAACAGCAGGAACAGCAGCAGCAGCAGCAGCAGCAGCCGCAGGCGCACCAGCACCAGACGCAGCCGCAGCAGCAGCAGCAGAGCGGCGCCGACGGCGGCGGGAAGGCCUCGGGCGGCGGGAAGACGCCGGCCGUCACCACCAGCUCGUCGUCGGGUCUGAACCUGGGCGGGCUGGGCGGCCUGGUACCCGGCGCCGGCUACAACCCGCUGCUGCCGUCCAGCUUCCAGGCGUCGCUGGGCGGCGGCACGUACCCGUACCUGGGCCUGGGCCAGUCGCGCUCGCCGCAGCCGGCGCACCAGAACUUCAACCAGGCGCACGCGUCGCUGUCGCAGAUGGGCGGCCAGGCGCGCGCGGCGGCCGGCUCUCCACACAGCUCGCAGGCCUCCUCGUUGCUGACGCCGUCACCGUUCGGCGCGGCGGCGCGCGGCCACCCGCUGAGCUCGGAGACCAUGUACCAGCAGUACUACCGGCAGCAGGAGGAGCUGCUGCUGCACCACCAGGCCGGCGCCGCCAUGGCCAUGGCCAUGGGCGCGGCGGCCGGCGGCUAUCCGCCCGGCUACCCGCACCUCUCGUCGCUGCGCCAGGCGCCCGGCUUCCAGCCGCCGGGGGGCGUGUCGCGCUCGCCGUUCUUCUAGCGCCGCUGCCCGGCCCGGCCGGCGCCGUACAACUACCUGUGAUACACCGCGGCGUCGUCGUCGCCGCCGUCGUCGUCGUUUUCGUCGUUUUUAUUUGUGUCCACUGUUGGUUCGCGGAGUGCCGCGAGCGUGUCAUAAUCAGGUUCGGCCACUCGUCGGGGGCGAGGCGAGAUGAUUUAUCCAGGGAGGCUCUAUGGGCGCAGUGAGCGGGUCUUCCCUGUCCCAAGUGCGUUGUGCAUACAUAUAGUGUUUAGCAGAAGACGUGUGGAGCUUGUAUAUUGGUGGAAGCGUUUAUGUGUGUGUCUGUGUGCGCGUGUGCGCAGAAGAACCAGUAGUUUGGUAUGUGGUCCGUGUUGUCCGCCCGGUUGUUUUAGAUCAGUAUUGAGCUGUUUUACCGGCGCACGAUUCUGUUCGGUUGGGUAGUGUGGACCGGCGCGCCUCUGCCGGUCGCCGGAGGCACUCACUCGCGGUCCGCGCGCGUGCACCGACCAUGUUUAAAACCGACUCGACUCAUGAGUGCGUGCGAUCAUCCCCAUUGAGCGGUGUGAGUGGGGCGGCGGCCGGGCGCGCGCUGCCGGCCGGCCGGCCGCCGGUCGGUCUGUCCGCACGGGUAGAUCUCAUUGUCCCUGCCGGCGGCGACUCCGCGCAGAGCCUCCACCGCCACCGUGUACAUAUGCGGCCGAUAUAUGCAACUGACAAAACUGUGCCGUCGUCAAGAGGUUUUUUACGAUGUUAUGUACGCAUAUAAAGCCAAUAUGUGUAGAGGCCAUUUGUUUUUGUCGUGGCGGAGCCCGAGCGCGGUGCACUCGUCUCGCGUUGUUUUAGUGUUUUGUUCGGCGCGACGCGCGUUCAAGCCUGUGGCUCCUCUCUGUUCUCAGUCAGACGUUUAUUACAUCUAGCAUCACAGUUGGUUGCACAUUCGCUAUAUGUUUUCGCAAUAAAAUCUCGCUACAUGCC